Molecule: messenger RNA, 927 nt
Organism: Dibothriocephalus latus
Lineage: Eukaryota; Metazoa; Platyhelminthes; Cestoda; Diphyllobothriidea; Diphyllobothriidae
Source: the annotation of a GenBank genome assembly
AUGCUUGCUUCGAGUGUUAAAAAACUCAUUUUUAUUCUUAGAGCACGUUCGCGAAGCGUCAUAAGAGGUAUGAAUUUGGGUCUGCAGUUCAGCUCCAGAUUUAUUCAACAGACCCUGAGUUCUUCCCGUUCUUUAAUUUGGAGCCGACAUAUUCCUGUACUCUCCACUCAACUUCGAAAUGCUGGUCAUUCCCAUUGGCAAAAUGUCCGACAUACGAAGGAGGCCAAGGACAAGGAGAGAGCACGCAUGACGGCCAUCAUUUUGAGUCAAUUAAACCUAGCUAUAAAAGCUGGCGGCGGUAGCAGGGAUCCUAAGCUGAACAGCAGGGUGGCUGCGGUCCUAGCCAACGCGAAGGCAAACAGAAUUCCUAUGGAAACAUUGAAUCGUCGGCUGUUAGCUGUGGAUAUUACUGAUCCAUAUGUGAUCGAAAUGCAAGCACCGGGUGGAAUAUUUGCUUUGGUAGAGACCAGGGCCAAGAAUAUGCGUCCCAUGCGCGACAAGAUCCAAGGAAUUGCUAAAAAAUAUGGGUUCAGGGUUUCAAAGGCCGCAGCAGGUUCGAUCGCGAACGAAUUCUUCGAUCAUAUAGGACUUGUGUUGGUCAACGAACAGAAGGGCCUAGAAAACCUUGACAAAGCUACAGAACUUGCCAUCGAGGCUGGUGCGGCUGACGUUCGAGAGACUACUUUAGACGACGGUAAAAAGUAUUUUGAGGUGAGGUUUCAGUGUGAGCCCACUCAGGUAGACACCGUGCGACUGAACCUCGAAUCGCACAAUAUCACUGUCUACGACUCUGACGCUCCUUACGUUCCAAGGGAGACAAUUGAGGUCUCUCCCGAAAACUACGCCCUAAUCUUGGAAAUGUACGAUCGGCUGAAGGAGAACGUUGACUACGUGGAAAAUGUUUAUGACAAUCUUACUGAACCGUGA